Molecule: messenger RNA, 984 nt
Organism: Paraglomus occultum
Lineage: Eukaryota; Fungi; Glomeromycota; Glomeromycetes; Paraglomerales; Paraglomeraceae
Source: the annotation of a GenBank genome assembly
AUGCAAGAAAAUCACUUUUACAAAAACCGCAAAUUGCCCGUAGGCAAUCUAUACUUCAAACACUGGUUAACGCAUGCAUAUUUUCCAAGAAUACAUUCGUUUGCAGAUACGACCGUGAAUAGCAAGAUUGUGACUGCGGCAUACAACGAGGAAUUUAAUGCCGCUAGGAUUUAUGCUGAGCAGAAAUUUGAUCGCAAAGCAUUAGAAAAAUUUAAACAUGCGGAAUCUAAGUAUAAGAAUGUGAACAAAUACGCUGAUCCGGGCGUCGUCGUGCGAGGUCUUAGUCUAUGGGACAAAAAGUGCCAGCUCUGUAGACAUUCAAAGGGUCAGUUGUACGAGUUCCAUCGUCAUGCGCUUAGCAUCCUGAGGUGUUCUUGCGUCAAGCUGCUACGGGCUAUGCCUAGACAAAAAAUAUUUACGGAAAUUUUUACGGAAGAAAAGAGAAUGCGUCAAAAAAACGAACAACAGCGGAAUAAGGAGAUAAUAAAGAAUAAUAUAGAGAAUAUUAUCCAUCGCUGUACAGAAGCACUAGCGGGAAUGUGCACGAACAAAGAAAAAAUCGUGUACAAAGCUGUGCACACAAUUCUUACUCGAAUAAACAUCGAUGACGUCAAUCCGAAUGAUCCAAUGGCAUCUGGGGUGCUAGACCUGACGAUGUUGGGUGACACCUACAUGAAAGAGUUGCCAGAAGACGUUCUAGAGUUGCUAACUGUCAGCAACCUUUUAAAAGAAGUUGAACUGCCGCCGCGAGCCCAAGAAUUACUUGACGAAUUUGAAAAGACGUACAAGGAUUUGGGAACUGAUUUCUGUCUAUCAGAUAUGGAUGGAAUUGGUUACCCAGUGGGUAUAGAAGAUCGUCAGCUCAAGAAGAAUAUGGGGAUGAUAUGGGGUGUCCUAGAGGGGCUGCGGAAUAUCUGGACGUGCACACCAAGAUUGGAUGAGUCGGACUACAUAUACAGUGAAAAUGCCCUUGUGGUAGAAGCU